UUCCACUAGAGGUCCCCAUUUGGACCUUCUUGGCUUGAAGAUGUUUCCCUGCUAUGAUGACAGCGACUGUUGUCAGAACAUUCACAAUAAGAAAGGUGAUAUGACCAAAUGAUACGAACGGAAGACAUCUACGAGAAAUCAAGAAAACAAACAUUACCAUUGCCUUGAUUUAUCUUUCACCUAGCAGUUUAACUAGGGAUAGUAUCGAUUGCGACUCAGAUGAAUAUAUUUUUUUAUUUACACAUUGAACGCCAUUCUAGGUCUGUUGUUAGCUAACGUUAGGAAGCCUAACGCUAGCUUGCUAACUCCAGCGAAAUAGCUACUGUAGUUAGCUAGCUAACGAUGGCGAAAUGUUUACGAUUUGGUUGGCUGGCUAGCUAGUUGGCUGCUUGUUUCGUGUUGUUGUAUGGAACUAGCUAGCUAGCGUAGAUGCUUUAAAAUAGCACCUACCUAAGUUGUCUUUGACUUGCAUUGAUUCUUGGUUAGCAAAAGCUAACUAUCAAGGGGAACCAACCAACCAGUGGCGCUAAACAGCUAGCCCCAACGUUUAACGUUACAAGGAUGAGUAGCAGUCGAAAACACCAGCAUUUUAAAGGAGCCGAAGUGAGCUGUUGUGUCAAAUAUUUCUUGUUUGGAUUCAACAUCAUAUUCUGGCUCCUGGGUGCAUCCUUCCUGGGAAUAGGGCUGUGGGCAUGGGCAGAGAAGGGGGUGCUGUCCAACAUGGCGUCCAUAACCGACCUGGGGGGUUUUGAUCCAGUGUGGCUCUUCAUUGUAGUCGGCGGAGUCAUGUUUAUCUUGGGAUUUGCCGGCUGCAUCGGAGCGCUCAGGGAAAACACCUUCCUGCUCAAAUUUUUCUCUGUGUUCCUGGGCCUGAUAUUCUUCUUGGAGCUGACAGCAGGCAUCCUGGCCUUUGUUUUUAAAGACUGGAUAAAAGACCAGCUCAACUUCUUCAUCAACAACAACGUCAUGGCCUACCGCGAUGACAUCGACCUGCAGAACCUCAUAGACUUCACACAGGAAUAUUGGUCUUGUUGUGGAGCCCACGGCCCCAAUGACUGGAACCUGAACAUCUACUUCAACUGCACUGAGUUCAACCCCAGCAGGGAGCGCUGUGGAGUGCCCUUCUCCUGCUGCAUCAAAGACCCAGCCGAGGACGUCCUGAACACACAGUGUGGCUACGACGUGCGACUUGAAGGGGAGCUGGACCAGCAGAAGUCUAUCUAUACCAAGGGUUGUGUGGGGCAGUUUGAGAGGUGGCUUCAAGACAACCUGAUCAUUGUAGCUGGCCUCUUUGUGGGCAUUGCACUUUUACAGAUAUUUGGCAUAUGCCUUGCUCAGAACUUGGUGAGCGAUGUCAAGGCUGUGAAGUCCAACUGGUGACGCCAGGACCCUCUGGAGAGGGUGGGGUACGUCUGACCUUUGACCUUCCACAUCAAGUUGGAGGACCUUUCCCCCCGAAACGCUCCGAGGCUGAGCUUUGAAAAUUCAAAGAGCACUGUUUAACCUAUGGUCCUGUCUGGACUGGGAACUAACAACACACCAAAACACACAGGCCAAGACCCACCACACCACACAACACACACACACACACACACAACACACACACAACACAGUUUAUUACACGCAAUUAUGCAGACAGGUUAAACUGGCUGACUUUGUAAGUGCUACUCUGUUGUUUAGACUUUGAUUCCCCUGGCUGUAUUCAUGUGGUACAGUUUCCCAGGAAUAUUCCCUCCCGAUGAGGAUGGUGGGUUUAAGGAGAACUAGAUGGGUAGGCCUGGAUGAGAUGAGACCAAGAAGAUGCACAAGAAGAGAUUCAGUCCCAUAUAGAUGCAACGUUUAUCUUUUAAGAAUUUUCCUUGGUUUUACAGAUAUUUUGGUAAGAGGAUUCUGUCAUCUAACAAAUCCCCCCCCCCAAACAGGAUUUUGGCAAAACCUGGGAAUGUUUGUUUUUCCGACACUAGUCACAUCAGGAUCCAUAUCAGCUCGUUCCUAAAACCCCUUGGCUCUCUGACACCCAUUCGAGAAUCUGGGUCUGUCAUACCUAACUACCAUCUGUUCUUCAGCAGCACUUUGUCUAAUAUAUGGUGGAGUGGACUGCUCCCUAACUGGUUGGUUGGCUGACUGGUUGGUUGGCUUGCUCGAUGACUGGUUGGCUGGCUGACUGGUUGGUUGGCUUGCUAGAUGUCUGGCUGGCUGACUGGUUGGCUGGCUGACUGGUUGGUUGGCUAAAUUAAUGGUUUGUUGACUGGCUGACUGGUUGGUUGGCUGGCUAGCUGAAUGACUGGUUGGCUGGCUGGCUAGCUGACUUGUUGGUUGGCUGGCUAGAUGACUAGUUGGCUGGCUGGCUGGCUGGCUCACUAGUUUACCGGCUGGCUGGCUGAUGUGACCACUGAAAAAAGCUCAGUUUGUGUGAGCUGAAAUAACUUUAGCGCAAAGAUAGGAAAUGUGAGAAUUGGCUUCCACAGAUAAUUAUUGAGAUAGCCAGGCCUUUCUGAAGUCAGAUAACCGCUUCUUUUUGUUCAGAUUUAUGAUACACACCUGUGGUAAAUAUUACAGUCAAAGUUGUUUUAUGCUUUUUCUUAUCCUUUUCUUAACCCUGCUAAUGUGUGUUUUAAAGUAUAUAUUUUCUUUGUCCCUCUUCUUUUGACAGCUUUUUAACUUGUUUGUAUAGAAUAACAAAUACUUGUUAAUAUCUUUAUCAAUAGUUACAAAUAUUCUCAAUAUAACAUGAAUGCUGCUUUUUGACCUCUUAGAGGAUUGAUAUUAUAAAGUAAGUUUGCAAAAUGAUGGUCCUUUAUUUUAAUAUUUCCAGCUUUUACCUAUAUCCUUUUUGUAGGUUUCCAAAUUUCCAAAUGGGAUCUUCCUACCUGGAUUUAAAAAACCAUGGGAAAUUGUGGAAUGUUACCUGAAUCUUAUAUCUAAGUAACAGUAACCAGGUUGAAAGCUUAACAGUGUUGGAAUAGAAGUGGUUGCCAUAAUAUUAUCUUUAUUUUUAAAUACACAAUGUGGCGUUGUGUCAUGGUGUUAUUUAACUUUACUGAGUUUAGAGUUGGUCGUCCGAGGACAUUUUCAGCACCUCUGAUAAGUAGCAUUAUACAUACAUUGGUCCAAGUUUGGAAUUGAAUUUGCCCGUUUAAAGUGCAGCUUGCCACUGGACAGUUGGUUAACUUAUCAUACCUCCUCCCAUUGGGGAAGUAUUCCGAGGUGGUAUGGGUCCCCCAGCUACAUCCACAUUUUGGGGAUUCUGCCUAGUUGGUGGAUGUAGUAAUAUCAGACUUGACUCUAGCUGUGCAUAAUUUACUAUGCUUCUCUGCUAGUCCAAGAGCUCUGUUAUCUCUCUCUUCUAUACUGUCCAACUGCCUUGUAUUUCAAGCAGGUGUCUACUUGUUCUACAUUGGUGACAAUGUAGUAAACCCUUGUAAUGGUGAUCAGAUUAAAGCUAUUGACUAUUUAUGGACCAGUCGCUUCCCCGCUGGUUGCCCUGAAUAUGUCAGACGUAAGUCAGUGUGAACUGGAUUUGAUGUAGACAAAGAAAGAUUAUUUUAACAUUUGAGUCUCAUGUUUUUUUUUUUUUUUUUUUAACCAUUUGAGAUUAUUUCUUUUUUGUAUACUUUUCUCUGUUUACUCGCCAUAUGUAGCUGAUUAUUUGUUUUUUACCUUUGUCUCUUGUGGCCUUCGUAACAUGAUACCUUGUGAUACCUUGUCUGAUAUUUACUUCUAUGUUAAGUUCCUAAUGGCCUAAUUUUCACUAAGUAGGCGUGUCUCUAGUUAAAGGAAGUGUAUAGGACUUCAAUGACAUAAUUCCUUAGGGUGGAGGAGUUUCCAUACCAUGAAUGUAUACCUGUGGACGAAUCUUAAUUUCCUUGGUUCCUUAUGUAAUUAAUUCCUUGCAUACUCUGCCUUUUUCUCAAGUCGAAAUGUAUUGUAGGAGUAGUCCCAAGGGAAAGAUUGAUGUUCACCAAUUCCAUUGGCUUUCACUCCUCAGACUACAUUCAUCCAUAUUUCACGUUAUCUCCCGAUCUCCCCUUCAGUAGAGAAAAGAAUGGACAUCAAAUGUGAAACAGAAAUGUGAAUAGAAAACGCAACACAAAUAUAGUCAAUGUUUUUUUUUUUUCAAUUUUAACAAUUUUUUCAUCUUUUGUGCAUUCCAUUUUCAGUUGUUUUACUGUAGUUCCUUUCUGUGUCCAGUCACUUCCCACCUACUUUAGAAAGGAAUCGGAAAUGUUUCUUCUGCUUUAUCAAUUUCAUUACAGCAAAACAUUGUUUACGUGGAUGAUUUCUAUUCCAUACGAUUGCCAUCUGUUUUGUGUGCGCUUGCCGUCUCGCAAGUUGUCAUUAUCCAGCAAAACAAGGCCUGACGGUGAGGGAGGUUGGUGUGGUUUCCCAACUGACUGGCACGUAGACUGACUGGCACGUAGACUGACUGGCACGUAGACUGACUGGCACGUACACUGACUGGCACGUAGACUGACUGGCACGUAGACUGACUGGCACGUAGACUGACUGGCACGUAGACUGACUGGCACGUAGACUGCCUAUGUGGACUUGUUCCCAGUGCAUGUGGGUUGGUUCGAGGUCUUCUCAGAGCUCAGAGUGAAUAAUCCAUUAAGUAAACUCAGCCUGUUCGUCUCGUCGUGGGUCACGUCCAAACGUGUGCGUUCAUGAUUAAAACAUACUGGACUGGUGCUAAAUAGAACAUGAGUCAUUUCUUUGUUUUGUAAAAUCCAACAUUUUGCCCUUGGUUUAAUACAUUAACCGGUUAGUUUUUGCUGUUGCUUUUUCCCCCUCAAAGCCUUUAAGACACUUGUGUUUACAUUAUCCUGAAAGCUUAUAGCUUUUCCUACAUCUAGCUUAUCUGAAAGAAAAUGUCCUUUAAAGCUAGAGGUGGGAUUUGUUUCCGUUUGCCUGUCAGACGGACGCGGAGAGGUGCUGUGAAUCUCGUAGUCGUUCAGACGAGUCCCCCAGAAGUGAUGUGCCAUACUGUACAUUCCCUUGUACCUUGUGAGGAUGUGACGGUUCAGAAGAAAAGUGACAGUAUGCGAACAAUGUUUGUAGGUUUAUCUGAACUUGAAACAGUGUUGUAACAUCUUAUCACUACAAUGAUGAUGCCAGGCCUGACAUAGCGAUGCAUUCCCAUUCAAGAUGACGAAAGAGACAUUUUUAUGAAAACAAUUCUUAUUGUAGCAUUUGUGUAUUUUCACUGGGGACAUUUUUAAGACACUAUUCCCUUCACUGCUUGAAUUCCCAUUUGUCGAUAAAACAGACGUGAAUAAAAAGAAGCCUCUUCAAUUGGUUUGUUUUAGCCAUGUUUUUUUUUUAAAAAAACAUCUUAAAAGGUCGUGUUGUAAAGAAAUUUAGAUAAUGACUGAGGAAUGAUUGUCGGAUGUGGUCUGUUACACUGUAAAUUGUUACAAGUAUGCUUCUUUUUCAUAUUAAAUAAAAAGGAUUUAUGAAAAAUA
Messenger RNA from Esox lucius (northern pike), 5462 nucleotides. RefSeq names its product tetraspanin 17 (gene tspan17). Gene Ontology annotation, cellular component: membrane. The record is from RefSeq and is a predicted model, not a curated record. Lineage: Eukaryota; Metazoa; Chordata; Actinopteri; Esociformes; Esocidae. The coding region runs from base 562 to 1380 and encodes 272 amino acids. The transcript has 8 exons. Gene Ontology annotation, biological process: protein maturation; regulation of vascular endothelial growth factor signaling pathway; protein localization to plasma membrane.